AUGUCCAAGGUCCCUCUCACAACAUAUAUUGAGCAAUUGAAGGCCUUGGACGGACUCCUUAAGAUCAACGGGAAGCCACAACAUCUGCACAUUGUUGGCGACGAGCUUUACUGGCUUGAAGGGACCGAGCAGACGUUGUACGCCGUCAGUCUCCUGGAUAGUGAUGCGACUUCAAGGCGUGUCAUUGCGUCUCAGGAGGGUGCGGGGGAUGCAAGCGCACCCAAUACACCUCAACUCAAGUCCAAGGAGGAAGAGUUGCUCCGCGAACGGCUCCGCCGUCAUGUGACUGGCAUCACUAACUAUCACAUCACCCCCUCCGAUGGUACAGUGUUUUACACCGCUGGUACGAAUACUUUUUUGUACCGCCCUUCCAUGUCCAGGCAUCCUUUAAAUAUAUUUGAUUACAUCAACGAGGAGACACGUCAGCGCUACUUUGCUGAUAAGAAGAAGCCGUUUCUCUGCGUCCAGCACCUUAAACGAUUUUCACAGCCUGAGUUUGCCGGGGUGGCUACAGCGCAGUCGCUCAAUGUUUUCAGCUUUGUGUACGGAAGCAAUGUGUACAUUGCGACUGUUGUGGAGCAGAGUGAUACGGAGGCAGCUCCCCUCCAUGUCGAUGUGGAGUGCGUAACCACUUUUGGAGAUUCGUUACAUGAGUGUGGAACAGCUGAUUACAUCAUGCAAGAAGAGUUUAGUCGCUACACAGGUCACUACGCGACGGAGAAGUAUGUUAUAUUCAGCUACACAGAUACAUCUAUGCUGCAAGACGUCUCCCUCAUUGACGGCACUUCCAAAUCUGGUGUGGAGAAGAUGCCGUACGCCUGGGUUGGAGGCCCCAAUGCGCAUACGCUGCUUGUGGUGUACGAACGGAAAACGAAAUGCUUUCGUGUGGUACCGGAGAAAUCCAUCGCUGCCGUGGCACCGUGGGCAGAGUACAUACCACGCUUUGGAUUCAAGGACGCUGAUACGAUUUACUUCUCCUUGCUCAGCCGGACACAGGAACGGUAUUGUGUCUUGUCAUGCUGCAUAGAGACGCUACCGCUGGUGGACAUCACUGAGCUCUCCUCGUUUUUUACCACGGAUGCUGCCACGUGUGGUGCAAUGGAAACAAUGGUCAUGUUUAAUACCGAGUGGGAAGAGCACAUCCCAUGGGCGUGGGUGGAGGUGCCGCGGGGUCCCCCAAUUCUUUUUGGAGCGACCCAUGACAUUCUCCUUCGCCACGCCGUCGAAACAGAGACGGCGCAUUUCCACUUGUACAUUCGGGAUCUGACUUCUGACGACAAGAAGUGGCGUGCACUGACACAAGGCAAGUGGAACGUCAAACCUGACAGAAUCUCGGUGCUGCAAGACCAUGUGGUCUUUAUGGCAAACGCAGACAGCAGGCUUGGUAGUCUCCUCUACAGUGUUCCCCUGGGGACUUCCUCCACAGAAGCCGCAACAGCGGCGCAGCUUACCCGAUUAUCACCACUACACGAACACGUGUACACCUACACAGUGGCGAACGGCUGCGUCUGUUAUGUUGCAAGCACGGCGACGACACCACCCGAGCUCUACAUCGCCUCGCUGGCGUAUCCCGAAUCACGGCGUCGAGUUGCAACAUAUAUGCAUGGUGACAGAGAGGAAAAACAAGGUGGUGAAAAUAAAGAUACAGCAGUUUCGUUUCUACGGAAUGAAAACCUAAUAAAAACAGAACUCGUCACCACCGUCAGCCGACGAGGCGUGCCACUCAGUGGUCGAUUGUUCAUUUCUCCGGCUGUAAUCCCAGGCACACCGGCUCCGCUAGCCAUUUACGUCUACGGAGGACCACACGUACAGUUGGUGUACGAACAGGACUACACCAUCCUCUGCAAGCCACUUUUUCAGCUGCUGGCAAAGAGCGGCAUCUCUGUCUUGGUUGCAGAUGGGCAAAUGAGCAAUGCCAACGGUCUUGUAAACCUUAGCGUCUGCAAGAAGAACAUGGGCAACUUUGAAACGUCGGACUAUGUGGAUUUCGUGAAACACUUAAUCGCAUCACCACUCCAGCCGAGCGGAUUUAUUGCCGAUCCUUCCAGAAUUGCAGUCCUUGGGUGGUCCUACGGUGGGUACGCGACGCUUCUAGCGAUGUCACAGGCGCCAGAUGUUUUUAAGCUUGGUUUCGCUGGUGCACCAGUGGCUGACUGGACGCUUUAUGAUACAGGUUACACGGAGCGAUACAUGGGUGAACUUUACGAGGUUGAUGCUUGCGCCGGGGAGAACCCAAAAAGGAACGUCAUCAGCAGAGCGUACACGAGGAGUGCAAUCAAAGAGUUUGUUACCGGAUUUCCAGAUGAUCUGAAUCGCUUGUACAUCACCCAUGGCUUGCUGGAUGAAAACGUUCACUUCGCCCACACCUGUGCACUCAUCAACGCCUUGGUUAACGCAGGAAAGCCAUUCAGUAUUCUUGCCUACCCGGGGGAACGACAUGGACUGCGACAAAACAAAAUCUCUUCCCAUCAUCAUGAAGCGAUGGUAACCAAAACAUUAGUGGAAACAUUGUGA
Trypanosoma rangeli is the source of this 2514-nucleotide messenger RNA. RefSeq names its product putative dipeptidyl-peptidase 8-like serine peptidase. Gene Ontology annotation, molecular function: serine-type peptidase activity; dipeptidyl-peptidase activity. NCBI's taxonomy places the organism in Eukaryota, Euglenozoa, Kinetoplastea, Trypanosomatida, Trypanosomatidae. The coding region runs from base 1 to 2514 and encodes 837 amino acids. Gene Ontology annotation, biological process: proteolysis. The record is from RefSeq and is a predicted model, not a curated record. The transcript has a single exon.